AGAGAGAGAAAGAGAGAGAGAGAGAGAGAGAGAGAGAAACGUGGUCUUAUACUUCACUUUUAAACCCGGUUAUACACUUACACAGAGACGCUUAUAGGUUAAUGCUUAUUAAAGUUCAAUAAACUGUACUGUAGUCGCACUAUAGACUCGUUUGUGUAGAGAACUUUGCUGGUUUGAACUUGUUGGUGAGACUUUUGAAGUUUGAGAGAGCGCGUGUGUGAGGAGUGAAUCCUGUCCUGUACAGAAGUGAGUUGUUUGGAGAUAGACUGAUAGAUCAGACGGUGUAAAGAUGAGCGCAGUGAGCUGUACAGAUCAAACUCCAGCUUUUGAAAAGACAUGGGGCAGUUCCACCAGCAGCGGUUACUGCAGUGAGGAAGAGUCCGACCCUGAAUUCGAGCAGUACUUCACCGCCCGAACCUCCUUCUUUCGCAAACCCACCAAAAAGAAGGAUGAAGUCACUGAGGCGAAGAAACCAGAGCUGUCAGUCACAGAGAUUCAGCAGAAGAUAAAGGAGUAUAAUGCUCAGAUAAACAGCAACCUCUUCAUGUCAUUGAACAAAGAUGGCACCUACACUGGUUUCAUCAAGGUUCACCUGAAGCUGGUACGACCCGUCUCUGUCCCACCUACACGCAAGGGUACUGUGUCCAAGGAAACAGCCAAUGGAAAAAGAGGAGGUGCAGUGAAAAGGCGCACGUCCUUUUACCUUCCCAAGGACACGGCCAAACAUCUGCAUAUUAGCUCCCGAACCCGUGCCCAGGAAGUGAUCCAGGCCUUGCUGAAGAAGUUUACAGUCAUCGACAAUCCUGCCAAGUUUGCACUGUUUGAGCGCACCGAGCGCCACGACCAAGUGUACCUGCGAAAACUGCCUGAUGACGAGUGUCCACUGUACCUGCGCCUCUGUGCUGGUCCCAACGAGAAGGUGCUGAGCCUGGUACUGAAGGAGAAUGAGACGGGGGAAGUCAAUUGGGAUGCCUUCUCUAUGCCCGAGCUGCAGAAUUUUCUGCGCAUCCUGGAGCGUGAGGAAAAGGAACACGUGAAGCAGAUCGUACAACGUUACGCCGCCGCUCGAGACCGUCUUCAGCAGGCUCUGGUCACCUCCAACCCUGGCUGAGUGGUUCUCUAAGCCCACGUUACUGAAGAACGGCCACCAGAGGGCCUGAGACUACACCGCGUCCGACCAUAGCCGCACCAGUAUGAUUACAGCGAGCGAGUGAGAGAGAGUGAAAGAGUGCGAACGAGUGUGCAAACGCGUGAACGCAACCAGAUGUGCGUACGUGAAAAGAAUGAGUCAUGGCUGAGAGCGAGCGAGAGAGAACUUAAAAAUGGACGAGUGAAAAUAGAACACCUUGUCACGAGUGGUGUGUGAAUGAAUGAGUGAGUGCAGAGUUCACUGGAGACUGCACCAAACUCUUCUGACUUUACUGCCUGUAAAGUUUCAAAUCUUAUUUUUCCUUCUAUUUUUUACUCUAUAGAAUUGUUACAUAUCUAACUUACCACAUUUUCUAGCUUGGGUAAGGAUUUACUAUUGGAGUUAACAAUCUCAGGGGCUUCGUUUCUAUUAAGUGGUGAAAAACACCAGGAAAUUUCCCAAUCUUUCAAGUUUAAGGGUUAAAAGUUAAAUAUAUUUAUCAAUAUUUCACAAAUUCAAUAACCUUAACCAACUACAUUAUUACUGUCUAGUAUUUGGGGGUUUUGUUUGGCUCAAUUGGCUUUGGGAGCAUUUUAGAAUUUGGGAGACCAUCUAUAACCUUUGUCUUACUUUCUCUUUUUUACAUACACAGCAAUUCUUUUAUGCUUUAAAUGUCAUGUAUAUGUUGUUGGUCAGCUUUUUUUCUCAUUUUCCUCUGUGCACUUCAUGUCAUACUUACUGGGGAACAAUAAAAUUCAUAUUUUCUUA
Messenger RNA from Trichomycterus rosablanca, 1897 nucleotides. Its product is annotated as ras association domain-containing protein 1-like. The transcript has 5 exons. Gene Ontology annotation, biological process: Ras protein signal transduction. Gene Ontology annotation, cellular component: nucleus; microtubule cytoskeleton. Bases 290 to 1111 code for a protein of 273 amino acids. NCBI's taxonomy places the organism in Eukaryota, Metazoa, Chordata, Actinopteri, Siluriformes, Trichomycteridae. The record is from RefSeq and is a predicted model, not a curated record.